AUGUGGGAGGAUGACAGCAGCUAUCCUGGCAUGGUAGGCUGCUGUGCUGGCAACGACCCCAACGCCUGCGCAUACGAGACGACGUGCUACGAUAAUAAUGAUAUCUCUGCCACGCCCAGUCUGACAGAGCAUUAUGAUAUUUUCGGUGUUUACUGCACAGCCACUGGCGCUCCAGCCUGUCAGACAUGGACAUAUCCCGACCUCGGCGUUAUGGGUUACGGGUGUGGCUAUACUGCUGAUUUCGAGACCUUAUACUUGGUAGCUACAUUGACAUCUACCACCGAUACCAGUUAUUACGAUGGGUACCCCACCGUUGCCGCUGUCAGUCCUUCAAUUGUCGAUGAUCAGUGGAUUGAUAUCUAUGUGUCUGGCACCGCCGCUACAGCCACGACGGCAAUGUCGGCUGAAGUAACACCGGGCCUGACCACUUCAACUACCUCUCAGUCAACAACAAACAGUCCCUCAUCAGUACCCAGUCACUCAUCGAAGAAAAGCUCAUCUAAAAAUACUGCAGCUAUUGCUGGAGGUGUUGUUGGUGGAGUAGUCGGCGCAGCUGGUAUCGGUGCAGCGAUUUUUAUGUUUUGGCUCCUGCAAAAGAAGAGAAAGCAUAAAAAUACAAACACGAUCGCUGAAGCCUCACAACCUGCAUUCGGUGGCUCAGGUCCAACUGAGAACAUGCCUCAAUAUCCUACGAGUAUCCUUGUACCCCCUCAGGAGGUCGAGGGCAGCACAUAUCAGCAAUAUGCUGAAGUAGACGGAUAUUCCGCAGCCCAGAAAUUCCCGAGCUCAGCUGCAGCUCUAGAUUCUUUGGAUAACAAGGCUCAAGCGAUGGAUUCAAAGAGCUUUGUUGCAGAAUUGCCUGCUCAUCAGGAUGAACAACGUCCCCUCUCUGGUGACACGUCGCGGCCAAGUUCACCCCAACGUCGAUAG
This is a messenger RNA of Penicillium malachiteum, 930 nucleotides long. RefSeq lists its product as uncharacterized. The record is from RefSeq and is a predicted model, not a curated record. Lineage: Eukaryota; Fungi; Ascomycota; Eurotiomycetes; Eurotiales; Aspergillaceae. Bases 1 to 930 code for a protein of 309 amino acids. The transcript is spliced from 2 exons.